Hemicordylus capensis (graceful crag lizard) is the source of this 3366-nucleotide messenger RNA. RefSeq names its product TLC domain containing 3B (gene TLCD3B). The record is from RefSeq and is a predicted model, not a curated record. The transcript has 7 exons. NCBI's taxonomy places the organism in Eukaryota, Metazoa, Chordata, Lepidosauria, Squamata, Cordylidae. Gene Ontology annotation, biological process: ceramide biosynthetic process; lipid homeostasis. Gene Ontology annotation, cellular component: membrane; endoplasmic reticulum. Bases 425 to 1312 code for a protein of 295 amino acids. Gene Ontology annotation, molecular function: sphingosine N-acyltransferase activity.
AGGGGCGAAAUAGAUGGCUUAGCCGCAUUUUAUGCAAAAUCAGACCUGUGGGAAUGGGAGAGGGAGCAACGUUUAAUUGGCCACCGCAACUGCAUAGCAUGCAAAUAUUAUCUGCAAUAAUUUAAAUAUAUUAGUAACCAGCCUUAAUUAAUCCCAUAGCUUGGGGGCAAACUUGCAAAUUUACCCAAAGUGACCACGGGGAGAGAGAUGCAAAUGUUUUAAUUAAACGCCAACUAUACAAAGACGCCAAAGAAUGUAUAUUUAGUUUACUUGCAUUAAUAUUAUUGAAAGUUAAAAAGCACUUUAGGCCAGUUGGAUGCCUCAUUCUUAUAGAAAAUUCUUUCCCUACUCAAAUAUCUCCUUAGGGAAAGUUCUCUGGUCAACAUGAAAUAUCCUCCUUAGAGGGGUACACAGGUUGGCUGAGAUGUUCAUCACCUUGGCUGUGUUUGCCCGGAUGGCAUUGGAAAAGUUUCCCUCUAUCUUCAUCCUGGGCUUAGUUACCUAUCCCUGCCUCUUCUGGACAUUGCGUUUCUUCAUGCUUCAUGUUGGGCAAAUGGAAGUCCUCCACGCAGUUUAUGUAUCUGCCAGGCUCGUCUCCUCAGUGCAGGCCAUCAUGGCUUCCACGGUGGGCUACAUCGUCUCCUCGUCUUGCAAGCACAUUAUCAACGACCAGCACUGGCUGACCUCCACCUACACCCAGUUUGCCGUUCCUUACUUCAUCUACGACAUCUAUGCCAUGUUCAUGUGCCAUUGGCACAAGUACCGGGUCAAGGGCCACGAGGCGGCCUCAGGGUCGACAGGGACCCGAUCACUGCGCACUGUCACCCGCACCUACUUGCACAAAGAGUUCCUCAUGGUGAUCCAUCACCUCUUCAUGGUGUUGGUUUGCUUCCCUGUGUCUGUGCUGUGGCGCCAGGGCAAGGGCGAUUUCUUCCUGGGUUGUAUGCUGAUGGCUGAGCUCAGCACCCCUUUUGUCUGCCUCGGCAAGGUCCUCAUCCUGUACAAGCAGCAACACACCCUUCUUCAUAAGGUGAACGGGGUGGUCAUGCUGGUGACUUUCUUCUGCUGCCGGAUCCUGCUGUUCCCAUACAUGUACUGGGUGUACGGGCGAUACGCCGGGCUGCCCUUCUAUCGCGUGCCCUUCUCCAUCCCCGCCGAGUACAACUUGGGAUCGGCGAUUCUCAUGGCACCACAGGUCUACUGGUUCGGCCUCAUCUGCCGUGGUGCUCUCCGCGUGUACCGUGGCCAGAGGGCCGCCAAGGAGCAGGUGCUGAGGAACGGGCACAGACCAGAGACCCAGGCACUGGACUGAUUCCUCCCUCUGCCCCUCCACCACAGAUGGACAGACCACAUUUCCCUCUAACUUAUUUAUUUAUUGGGGCUUGGGAGGGUCACUGGAUUAUCAGGGGAGUGGGCUCCUAGGCCAAAAGGGGAUUCGGGAGGGGUUGGAAAGGGGGUCUCCAGCAAAGUAUUAAGAGGGCACAAGAACAAAAAAGACAUAAAUCCUUUGGCUUGGCAUGGGAUUCCUUCACCAAAAGGCAACCCUCUAAUUUUGCAACCAGUUCAGUAUUUUGAAAUUUUGCAGGGAGGGGAGGGUCUCAAGCCAAAAGGGAACAGAAGGGAGGCCUUUGGUAGGCAGGGAGACAUGUGGCCAGUGGGGUUUAGGAGAGCCAAAAAUCUAGAACAAGGUGCGAUUGAAGUUCCUUGCAGGGUGCAAGACAGGACAAAGGGUGUCGGGGGUUCUGCUAAGCCAAAACCAAGAUCUGUAUGGGAGGGAUUUGCAGUUUCUUACAGCACAAUGCUGAGAGCACCCCAGAAUUAUCAGAACAUAGUAGGCAAAGAGACUAUCCCUGUAAUUUGACUGGGGAGAUACCAUUACAUGAAAACAGAGGGAGAUGCUAUUAUUGGGGUGGCAGGGGGGGAGUUUUUGCUUCUUUCUCUGCUAUGAUCUAUAGAGGCACAGGAUCCCAUAUAUUAUGACUGAAGGUGCUGGGGGAACAACAUGUAGUUUUGAUUUCCCAACACUCUUGAUUAUUAGGGUUCUGUCAGCAAAAUUAGGUAUUUGUGUAGUAUGCCCAAUGAAGAGAAACAACCCCAGAAUUUUGGGGUGGUGCUAGAUAGCAAGCAAUCUUCAGUAUAACUAGGUGCCCCCCCAAAAAAGUCCCAAAAUUAUUUGGGGUAAAAGUCAUACCUUUGCAAUGGGAAGGUGACCAGAGAGGUGCUUCCUAACCAUCUAUGGCCCCCCCAACGAGCAAUAACCCAAGUAGGGAAGCACCUGCCCCUUUGCCGCUGCUGCCGCCACCACCUCUGUUCAGCGCACAACCCCCUUCACUCCUCCCUCCUAGAAAUCCCCACUCCAUGGGGCAGGGAUCCAGCUGUAAAUAUGGGGUGGGUGGGUUGUAUUUAUAACCUGAGGUCUGCAAAGUAUUAAAGGAGCCUUUAUCUAAUGCCAGCCGAGGACCAUGUGAGUUUUUAAAAAAAAUAUUAUUACCAUCUUCCCUCCCCCUACCUGCCCGCCUGCUGCUGCUAGGCCGUCACUCCCAGCCCACCCAGGGCCUUCCCUUUGUUCAUCACAGGGGUCACAAAAAGAGCUUUUUAAAAAUCGUUGCUGAACUGGAGUGAUUCUGGAAGGAGGAAGAGUGUGGCCAGUUGGCUAUGGAGUAGCGCCUGACUUCUCUUCUGUGGCUGUGGCUGGUGGGGAGGAUGCCUUGAAAAUCCUAAAAGAAAUCCAGGAAGAAGAAUGAAAAUGAGUGGGGCGGGGGAGUGAACCAUCACCCCUCAAAAGACAAUGGUCAGUAGGUGUAGCAAUACCCGGGUCCAGUGUGACACCUACACUUUAGAGAUGAUCUGAUAGAGGGAGAACAGCACCAGGAGGACUACAGAUCCAACCAGGAUAUAGCGCAGCAGCCCGGGGAAGGUCGCUGUAGGGAAGAGAGAUGGGAAUGAGAAAAGGCCUCUCUCACGGGAGCAUCAUUUCAUACCAUAUGGCUCACAUGGCCAGAGGAAGCCUGCAGCUGAAUCAGCCUAUAGAGGCUGGGCAGCUGCUUGGGAGAGGGAGGGCUUCAGAGCUGAAGCAGCAGGCAGACAGAGACAGGGACUUGAAGGAGGUCUCACUUGGAGCAAUCAAUUCAGGCUGUUCUCCAAUAAGCUUGUAAACAGCAAGGAUCUUCUCUCGGUCUGAGUCAGGAUAAUCAAACCAGAGUUGCUGAUGUGGGGAAGAGACUGUUGUCUUGGCAGUAGCCCAUUCUUCUGCAGGUGCUGUGCAACCAGAAAGAUUCUCCAUCAGUGGCUGUUCCAAGGCACAUCCCCAUGCUCAAGAACAUUCCUUUCCACAAAAGCUUGACAUUAAAUCUUGUUUCCCACAGA